Molecule: messenger RNA, 2569 nt
Organism: Balaenoptera ricei (Rice's whale)
Lineage: Eukaryota; Metazoa; Chordata; Mammalia; Artiodactyla; Balaenopteridae
Gene: SPIRE2
Product: spire type actin nucleation factor 2
Exons: 14
Coding region: 112-2364 (750 amino acids)
Biological process (GO): polar body extrusion after meiotic divisions; actin filament polymerization; Golgi vesicle transport
Cellular component (GO): cytoplasmic vesicle membrane; cell cortex
Molecular function (GO): actin binding
Source: RefSeq, a predicted model, not a curated record
AGCAGCGGCCGGCGGCGCGGGAUCCGCCCCCCGCGCUUCGCGGGCGCGUCGGCCCUGGCGCGGCUGUUAUGGAAACGGGCUGGGCGCGCAGGCGGCGAUGAUGGGGCGGCCAUGGCCCGGGCCGGCAGCUCCAGCGGCGACGCGGCCGCGGGCGAGCGGGCCGGGGGCGCUGGGCGGCCAGAGCCGUGGGAGCUGUCCCUGGAGGAAGUGCUGAAGGCGUACGAGCAGCCCAUCAACGAGGAGCAGGCGUGGGCCGUGUGCUUCCAGUGCUGCCGCGGGCUGCGGGGCGCGCCGGGCGGCCGGCGGCGCAUCCGGGACACAGCGGACAUCCUCCUGCGCAGGGACGGCUCGGUCAGCGCGCAGCGGGAGCCCGGCGCGGCAGAGUCCACAGCGAUGGUGUCACCGGCCAGCUCGGAAGCCCAGGUGGUUCAGUCGCUGGGCUUCGCCAUCUACCGCGCGCUGGACUGGGGCCUGGCAGAGCACGAGGAGCGCGAGCUCAGCCCGCAGCUGGAGCGGCUCAUCGACCUCAUGGCCAACAGCGACUGCGACGACGAUGGCGGUGGCGGGGCAGCCGACGAGGGCUACGGGGCCCCCGAGGAGGAGGAGGAGGCCGAGGGCGGCCCCCGCGCCGUGCGCACCUUCACGCAGGCCAUGCGCCUGUGCGCCGCGCGCCUGACCGAGCCCCGGGGCGCUCAGACCCACUACCAGGCCGUGUGCCGCGCACUCUUCGUGGAGACGCUGGAGCUGCGCGCCUUCCUCGCCAGGGUCCGGGAGGCCAAGGAGAUGCUGCAGAAGCUUCGGGAGGACGAGCCGCAGUCAGAGAAGCCCCUGAUGGAGCUCAACAGCCUGGGACGCACGGACUGGGCCCGACUCUGGGUCCAGCUCAUGCGGGAGCUCCGCCACGGGGUGAAGCUGAAGAAGGUGCAGGAGCAGGAGUUCAACUCCCUGCCCACAGAGUUCCAGCUCACCCCCUUCGAGAUGCUGAUGCAGGACAUCCGCGCCAGGAACUACAAGCUGCGCAAGGUCAUGGUCAACGGGGACAUCCCUCCCAGGGUGAAGAAGGAUGCCCAUGAACUUAUCCUGGACUUCAUCCGCUCCCGGCCUCCGCUGAAGCAGGUCUCAGAGAGAAGGCUUCGCCCCUUACCCCAGAAACAGAGAACGCUGCACGAGAAGAUCCUGGAGGAGAUCAAGCAGGAACGCAGGCUGCGCCCCGUGGAGGGCAGGCACUGGGACGGGCGGGGUGAGCACGGGACACCCCCUCCCCUGCCCCUUGCCUCCCCUCCACCCCCCAACCCGUCCUGUCCUGUCCUGCCUCACCUGCUGCCUGCCCCAGGGUUCGGCUCUCUGCCCUGCAUCCUCAACGCCUGCUCUGGGGACGUCAAGUCCAGCUCCUGCAUCAACCUGUCCGUCACGGAUGCCGGGAGUAGUGCCCAGCGCCCGCGGCCCCGAGUCCUGCUCAAGGCGCCCACGCUGGCUGAGAUGGAGGAGAUGAACAUAUCCGAGGAGGAAGAGUCGCCGUGUGCGGAGGUGACACUGAGGCGAGACCGCUCUUUCUCGGAGCACGACCUGGCCCAGCUCCGGAGCGAGGUGACCUCUGGCCUGCAGCCCCCUGGAGACCUGGAGCCGGCUCGGCCGCGUGCGGGCAGCGUGCAGUCCUGGACGCCCAGCGCCCAGGAGCCGGGUUCUGUCAGCGUCCAGUCCCGGCCUGACCCCAGCUCCCCGCCACACAGUGACCUGGGCUCAGUCGACAGGCCUGGGGCCUCCAAGGCCCCAGACGCCAAUCACCGGUGGCUGGAGUUCAGCCACCCCGUGGAGAGCCUGGCUCUGACGGUGGAGGAGGUGAUGGACGUGCGCCGUGUGCUGGUGAAGGCCGAGAUGGAGAAGUUCCUGCAGAAUAAGGAGCUCUUCAGCAGUCUGAAGAAGGGGAAGAUUUGCUGCUGCUGCCGGACCAAGUUCCCACUGUUCUCCUGGCCGCCCACCUGUCUCUUUUGCAAGAGAGCUGUCUGCAGUUCCUGCAACAUAAAGAUGAAGAUGCCGUCUAAGAAGUUUGCACACAUCCCCGUGUACACGCUGGGCUUCGAGAGUCCUCAGAGGGUGUCAACCGCCAAAGCCUCGCCGGCGCAGAGAAGAGACGCCUUCCAACCCCUGCAGGGGCCCCACUGGCGGAGCGUGGAGGAGGAGUUCCCGCACAUCUACACUCACGGCUGCGUCCUGAAGGAUGUCUGCAGCGACUGCACCGGCUUUGUGGCGGACGUGGUGCGCUCCAGCCGCAGGAGUGUGGACGCCCUCAACACCACGCCCCGCCGCGCCCGCCACACCCAGUCCCUCUACGUCUCGAACACCUGGACACUCGACCUCAAGUGAUGGCUGUGGCCCCCUGGCCGCCCGGUCAGAGGCUUUUCGAGGUGCCCGGGUGACCAUGCUUCUGGGGAGGAGCCAGGCUAGUCCUGGACCAGGCGGAGAAGCCCCCGUCCUGGGGCACGGCGGCCCCCGGCCCUCGUGAUGUGCAUGUACAUAUAUACAUAUACAGAUACGUUUAUAUAAUAUAUACACACAGCAUAUAUAUUUA